CAGCUCGCAGUUUAAGUUCUCAGCUUCGCGUUGACGGACCUCCUACCACUCCACUCACUAAUAGUUUAUAGACUCUUGGUUUCUGACUCCGUUGCGUGUGGCUGCAUUCAUUUACAUCUUAUAAAUUGUUCUUAAGUGAUAUUUCUACCCAAAAUGAUGAAAUCCGUGUGCCUAGUGAUUGUGAUCCAAGCUCUUUGGAUAGUAAGCGCGGAGACCCCCGCCUAUAUCAAACAAUGCCGCAGGGACGACCCCAAGUUGGUGGACUGUUUCAUUGGAGCUAUUGAACACCUGAAGCCCUACUUGGCCAAUGGCAUUCCCGACAUUCAGCUGCCCUCUGUGGAGCCCUUCAAGAUGGACACCCUGGCCCUGCAGUUGACGGAGGGUCCGCAGGGAUACAAGAUCACGCUGAAGAACAUGGAGGCCUUCGGGGCCAGCAACUUCCAGGUGAAGUCCCUGAAGCUGAGCGAUGGCAGCGAGCCCUUCAAGGCGAAGAUCGUGAUGCCCAAGCUGAAGAUCGAGGCGAAGUACACGAGCUCCGGGGUCCUUUUGAUCCUGCCAGCCUCCGGAGGAGGGGACUUUCACGCCAACUUCGAGGGUGUGAGUGCCGAUCUCACAGGAAAGACGUCAAAACACGCGGCCAAGGGGGGAAACUACCUGCACAUCGACGCCCUCAGCUUGGUUCUGGAUGUGAAGGAUGUGAAAAUGAGCAUAUCGGGUGCUUUCAAUAACAACCGUAUUCUGCUGGAGGCCACCAACUUGUUCUUGCGCGAAAACUCUCAAGUCGUCUUGGAGGCCAUGCAGGCUCAAUUGCAGAAGAAGUUGGCUAGUGAAUUCGGAAAACUCGCCAACCAGCUGCUAAAGAACGUUCCCAUCGAGCAAUUCUACGUGGAUUAGUACUAAGUAUCAUAGAUCCUAGUUCGUUAGUCUAAGCUAAGAUUUAUUUAACUUUAAAUUACUCUGUAAUGCUAUGAACCAAGUAUUAAAUUGUAUAUGGUGUAAA
Messenger RNA from Drosophila rhopaloa, 1000 nucleotides. RefSeq lists its product as uncharacterized. The transcript is spliced from 4 exons. The coding region runs from base 154 to 894 and encodes 246 amino acids. The record is from RefSeq and is a predicted model, not a curated record. NCBI's taxonomy places the organism in Eukaryota, Metazoa, Arthropoda, Insecta, Diptera, Drosophilidae.